AUGUUACUAAGAAGCAGGCAGAAAAAGACAGAGACAAAGCAGCAAGAUAAAAAUGUAGACUCGAUAUUGAUUAAAGGCAGACAGAGAGGGAUAGAGACAAAGCAGCAAGACAAAAAAGUAGACUCGAUAUUAAUUAAAGGCAGGCAGAAAAGGAUAGAGACAAAGCAGCAAGACAAAAACGCAGACUCGAAAUUGAUUAUAGGCAGGCAGAAAAGGAUAGAGACAAAGCAGCAAGACAAAAACGUAGACUCGAAAUUGAUUAUAGACAGGGAGGAAAGAAUAGAGACAAAGCAGCAAGACAAAAACGUAGACUCGAAAUUGAUUAAAGGCACAGAGAGAGGGAUAGAGACAAAGCAGCAAGACAAAAAAGUAGACUCGAUAUUAAUUAAAGGCAGGCAGAAAAGGAUAGAGACAAAGCAGCAAGACAAAACGCAGACAGAAAAGGAUAGAGACAAAGCAGCAAGACAAAAAUGUAGACUCGAAAUUGAUUAUAGGCAGACAGAAAAGGAUAGAGACAAAGCAGCAAGACAAAAAUGUAGACUCGAAAUUGAUUAUAGACAGACAGAAAAGGAUAGAGACAAAGCACCAAGACAAAAAGUAGACUCGAUAUUGAGGCAUAAUAUGAUAGAGACAUAG
Molecule: messenger RNA, 636 nt
Organism: Mercenaria mercenaria
Lineage: Eukaryota; Metazoa; Mollusca; Bivalvia; Venerida; Veneridae
Product: U1 small nuclear ribonucleoprotein 70 kDa-like
Exons: 3
Coding region: 1-636 (211 amino acids)
Source: RefSeq, a predicted model, not a curated record